AUGAUUGGUUCAGAAAGAAAAAGGAAGAGAAUUUCAUUGGUUGCUGAUAAGGGUCAUUUUGUAGUGUACACAGCUGAUCAAAGCCGAUUCGUAGUUCCAUUGAAGUAUCUUAAAAGUCAAGUGUUUAGAGAGCUGUUGGAACUAGCUAAACAAGAAUAUGGAUUACCCAGAAAUGGACCAAUUACAGUGCCUUGUGAAGCACUUUGCAUGGAGAAUAUGAUAAUGUUGAUUCAAGAUUGCGGUUCUGCUACAAAUCUUGAGACAUCUUUGUGCAAGCCAACUGCUGGAUCCCGCUGCUUUUAA
Molecule: messenger RNA, 303 nt
Organism: Mercurialis annua (annual mercury)
Lineage: Eukaryota; Viridiplantae; Streptophyta; Magnoliopsida; Malpighiales; Euphorbiaceae
Product: auxin-responsive protein SAUR64-like
Exons: 1
Coding region: 1-303 (100 amino acids)
Biological process (GO): response to auxin
Source: RefSeq, a predicted model, not a curated record